AUGAGCAUCUACUCCGCGCUAAUACUACUGGUGUGGUCAUGUAUGUUCAUAUCGGCGACGGCGAUAUCGUCGCAAAACGUGGGCAACAUCACCCUGUACGGGCCCGAUCAACUAGACAGUCAAGUGUCACGUGGUUUCUUGGAUUGUCUUCGCAACACCGGUGUCGAGUAUAAUAUCUAUGUCGACGAGGACGGGACCACGGUGGUAGUGCCGACGGCGAACCGAGACGUGGACUUCGACGGCGAAGACCGAGAGCUUCUCAGGUGUAUCAUGGAUGUAAAUCAUCGCAUGAAAGUGGCUGCCAAAUCAAGCGAGUACUACCAACGCGAACAUGAGAGUGCGGUUCCCAGCAGGUCCACCACGCAUGAGUGGUUGAGCGAGCAGGAUGCGCUAGGCAAAACACCGAUUGGCACGCGGCCUGCUAAGACACAUCUGACGGGCGAUUUCAGUGGAGGAGCUGCGGCCACGGGCAACGGGAUAAGUAUUAGAUGGAGGAGAAGAAUCGAAUUGAUGGCCCUUUCGCUACGCUACUGGACGUAUGCUUCAGACUAUACUGGUUAA
Messenger RNA from Aspergillus glaucus CBS 516.65, 561 nucleotides. RefSeq lists its product as uncharacterized. The transcript has a single exon. The record is from RefSeq and is a predicted model, not a curated record. NCBI's taxonomy places the organism in Eukaryota, Fungi, Ascomycota, Eurotiomycetes, Eurotiales, Aspergillaceae. The coding region runs from base 1 to 561 and encodes 186 amino acids.